Molecule: messenger RNA, 1500 nt
Organism: Didymodactylos carnosus
Lineage: Eukaryota; Metazoa; Rotifera; Eurotatoria; Philodinida; Philodinidae
Source: the annotation of a GenBank genome assembly
AUGUCCACUGAUGCGAUUCAUAUUGAGUAUGAACAACCUUUAUCCGUAAAACAGUCUGUUUCUAUCACGUCAUCACCGAAAAAUAAACUCAAAUAUUCAUUUUGUAGUAUUACAUUGGAAAAAUGGUUAAAAAUUGUCUCAUCGUUGCUUGUUCCUCUAAUGAUUGGUAUAUUCACAAUUGUUCUCACAAUACAUCAAAAUCAUUCGAGUAACCAAAAUCGUUUAAAUGAUUUGGAAAUAGCUAAUCGUCAACGUGAACAAGAUCAACAACAAGCAGAUGAAUCACAGAAAGAACAAAUCUACGCAGCAUAUAUCAAAGAUAUGAGCGAAUUAUUCAUGAAAACUGAUUUGAAUGUUGUGUAUUCUGAAUCAAAUGAAUCAAUUCUUGACGUGUUACGAUUCUUGGCUGUUACGCGAGCGAGAACGGUGUCAACGAUUAGACAGAUUGAUAUCAAACGAAAACAGUAUUUGAUUCACAUGUUAUAUGAGUCGGGUGUGAUCAAUAAUUUGAAACGCGCGAUUGAUCUCAGUGGCGCCGAUUUGAGUCAUAUCGAUUUAUCCAGUUCAAGUGCUUCGCUUAAGUGGAUAGUUAUACGUAAUGUAAACUUAACAAAUGCAUCGUUCGUUAAUGUUGAUCUCAGAAAUGCAAAUUUUAGUGGUUCAAUAUUGGAUGAAGCUGAUUUUUUAGACGCAUCUUUGAAAGGAACAGAUUUUACCGGUUGUGAAUUGAGACAAACAGAUUUUACGGGAGCUAAUGUAAAAGAAGCAAUAUUUAAUAAUGUCAACCUCACUAGAGCAGUUUUUACAGAAAAACCCUCUUUAUUGAUAAAUACCAUUUUACCAAAUGGUAAAUAUGUGUACAACAGUACAGACUUUGGGGUAAACGACAAUUUCAAAUCGAUAAAUUUAGUUGUAAAUGGUGAUGCUGAUAUAGAGAAAUGUAGCAAUGAUAGUGAAACUAUAGCAAAUAAACUACCAUUUGGAUGGGUCUUUUCUUAUCAGUCAGCGGUAGCGGUUAUAAAUUGUGCAGCAUUAAUAUUUUCAAGUGAAACCCAUGAAGAAUGUUGCUUUUGGGGAGGAAAAACAAAUGAAUCCGAAGGGUUUAUGUACCAAUCAAUACAACUGUAUGAUUAUUCUCGUUUGAUCGAUUCAGGUCUAGCCCAUUACGAAUUGUCAGCAUCUAUCGGUGGAAAACAACAGGAAGCUGACGGUGCAUACAUCAGUGUGGAGUUUUAUGACCAAAGGGACCGAAUGUUGGAAGAGAUCGACGUUAAUUGCUCCACGUCAACAAACUGUACCUCUAAUUUGGGUCCAGUGUCAAACGUUGAUCGCAAAAACCAAACUAAACUAAUACACAAAAACACGACUAAUAUAAUACCCAAAUAUACACGGUUUAUUCAUUUAAAAGUGCACUUUCGAAAGUUGGGUCGCGGAGAGAACAGUAAUGGAAUAAUUGAUGAUGUUCAAUUCGCAAUUAAGUCAAUGAAUUAUUACACUUAG